This is a messenger RNA of Salvia splendens (bonfire salvia), 1972 nucleotides long. Its product is annotated as serine/threonine-protein phosphatase 6 regulatory ankyrin repeat subunit C. Lineage: Eukaryota; Viridiplantae; Streptophyta; Magnoliopsida; Lamiales; Lamiaceae. The transcript has 6 exons. Gene Ontology annotation, molecular function: protein binding. The record is from RefSeq and is a predicted model, not a curated record. The coding region runs from base 79 to 798 and encodes 239 amino acids.
GCUAGCUCGUCGACCUUUCCACAAUCCAGUCCUCCAGUUGACGUUGCAGCGAGCCCUCCUCCUCCGCCUUCCGUCGCCAUGGCUUACCAAGGAAAGGAGUGGCACAAGGAUAUGGCAUUUUACAGAGCUGCAUUAACAGGAGAAUGGGAUGCGGCUAGACAAUUUCUUGAUCAAGACGGCGACCGCGGCGUGCAUGCGAGGCUCGGCUACUACUCAGAGACUCCCCUCCACGUGGCCGUGGCCGCAGGGAAUUCGGAAAGCUUUGUGUAUAACCUCCUGGAUUUCAUCCCGGAUGACUCAUCUUUAGCCUUAACAGAUUCGUCAGGAAAUAAUCCGCUGCACGUUGCUGCAGCGGCCGGGAACUACGAAGCUGCAGUGAUACUUGUCACAAGAUGUCCUAACUUGGUCCACCUUUCAAACCAUGACAAUAGAUUCCCUCAUCACUUUGCAGCUGAAUACGGUCAUAGGAAAAUUCUUCAGUUGCUGAUUUCCAAUACGAACGACAAACAUCACACCAAUCCCUUUGCUGGGGAAGGAGGCGUAUGGCUCCUUCUUUCGAUGAUUGAGUCUGACUUUUUCGAUAUGGCGUUGGAUUUGGUUGGCAAGUACCCCGAUCUGGAAUGUAUGAAACCGAAGUCUGUUGGUAGAGUUUUGAGUAAGAUAGCAGUCAAGGCCACAGCAUUUGAUGGCGACGAUCAUCUCGGUUUUUGGAAACGUUUCAUAUACUGGUGUGUUUUGAAGAUGGAUGUGAAGUCGCAAUCAUUCGACGUUGAGAAUCAAACUAGUUUAGGCAAGUGAGUCAUGUUCACAACCAAAAUUAACUUCACUCUUCUGUUUCUUAAAAUAUGAUCUUGAUGUAGAGCCUUCAACGUGGCGCGAACUUGUCCUCAAACUGCACUCAACUCUUUGUCAAGUUAUCAAAUACUUAGUGCCGGGCAUUAAUAGGUUUCACGAAAAGAAAUUGAUGCGUGAGCAAAUAGUAGAGCUUGUGAAAAGCUUGUGCAAACAUAUGGAAUCGUUAGACUACAAUGAUGCAGCAGCUAUUUGCGCGGAAACCAUGCUUACAGCAGCCGAAUCAGGAAGCCAUGAUGUUGUCCUAGAAAUUGUAGAGACAUUUCCUCUUGCAGUUCAUUUUCGGAAUUCUUUAGAUCAGAACUUUCUCCACUUGGCCAUCAAGAACCGUUGUGAGAACGUAUUUAAUCUCAUGUAUAUGACCAGUAUGUGUAGAUACCAGUACGCAAAUGCAAUCGACAAUGAUGGAAACUCUAUCCUUCACUUGGCGGCGCGUUUGGCACCUUUUCACAAGCUCAAUUUAGUCUCGGGUGCAGCUCUCCAAAUGCAACGUGAAAUACAAUGGUUUCAGGAGGCUAGUAAGUUUGUUAGUUCCUAUACGAGGGGACUACAAAACUAUAGUGGCGAAACGGCUGAAAUGAUAUUUACAGAAGAACAUAGAGAACUGAAAAUAGAUGGAGAGACAUGGAUGAAAGAUACAGCUAACUCAUGUAGUAUUGCUGCAGCAUUGAUUGUUACUGUUGUGUUUGCUGCGGCUAUCACAGUUCCGGGUGGCAACCAAUCGGAUUCUGGUUAUCCGAUCCUCUAUGAAUCAAGUGCAUUCACAAUAUUUGCAGUUUCUGAUGCAGUUUCACUCUUCACAUCAUCUACUUCCCUCUUGAUGUUCUUGUCCAUCCUCACUUCGCGCUAUGCCGAGCAUGACUUUCUGUAUGCGUUGCCCAAACGACUAUCCAUUGGUCUAGUCACGCUUUUCCUUUCAAUCUUGUUUAUGAUGAUAGCCUUUAGUUCAACGUUGUAUCUAGUGUUUGGGAGGAAGAAGGCGUGGGUUCUGUUGCCGGUGGGUGCACUUACUUGUCUCCCUAUUUCUUCAUUCGUGCUAUCGCAGUUCCCACUUCUUAGGGAUGUCAUUUCUUCCACUUAUGGUCGUGGUGUCUUCGGGAAGCGAAGCAAUCGUACUCGU